This is a messenger RNA of Rangifer tarandus platyrhynchus (Svalbard reindeer), 321 nucleotides long. Lineage: Eukaryota; Metazoa; Chordata; Mammalia; Artiodactyla; Cervidae. The record is from the annotation of a GenBank genome assembly.
AUGAGCCUGGGCAUGCGAAGAGCAGGUCCCACAGCCAAGGGUCUCUGGAAUGACAAGAUGGGGAGACCCCUCUCCGCCUCCCGCCGGCUCUCGGCAAACGUCUGGGUCCCCCCUUCAGACAGACGGGCCGCCGGGCCCACCCGCCCCUCCCUCCGCAGGCGUCACACCUUCUCACAAGGGAAGAGCGAGAUGAGGAGACAAGCUGGAGAAUGGAAGAAACCAGAAGCGGCCAAGGCAAAGAGCUCGGGGAAGGCAGCUUCCCUCCCAGGCUCCGCCCGCCGCUCAGGGCUGCUCCUGGCCCAGAGCUCGCUGCGUCUCUAA